ACAAUUGAUCAAACAAAUUGUUGAGGAAAUAUCAAAACAAUUAAAGUGAAUUAGUACCAAUAAGAAUCUUUUUGGAAUGGAACGUCGUCUGCAGAAAUUAAUAGAUGAUUAUUUACAAACAGAAUUGGAUGACGUUCGCGUCAUUGGCAUAUGUGGGAUGGGAGGAAUAGGUAAAACUACAACUGCUAGAGUUUUAUAUGAGACACUUUCGAAUCAAUAUGAAUGUAGCAGCUUUGUUGCCAACGUUAGAGAAGUCUCUGGAUCAAUAGGUCUAGCUCCUUUGCAAAAACAACUCCUUUCUGAAGUCAUAAAAGCAAGAAAUUUACAAAUAAGCGAUUAUCAUCAAGGAAUCAAUUUGAUAAGUAGUCGGCUUUGUAGGAAAAGAGUUUUUCUUGUUCUUGAUGAUGUUGAUCAAUUAGAACAAUUGGAAGCAUUGGCUGGAGAGCAUGAGUGGUUUGGUUCUGGUAGUAGAAUCGUCAUUACAACUAGAGAUCAACAUUUGCUUGUAAGCCAUGGAAUAAAAGAUACACAUAUAUAUAAGGUUGAAGGAUUGAAACAUGAUGAAGCUCUCAACCUGUUUGAAUCAAAGGCGUUCAAAAACAAGAAACCCUCUGAUAAGUAUGUUUGGCUCUCCAUGAGUGUCGUAAGUUAUACGCAAGGACUUCCAUUAGCUCUUGUAGUGUUGGGAUCCUAUUUGUGUAAUAGAAGUGUAGAGGAAUGGACAAGUGCCUUGGACAGACUACGGGAUGUUCCACAUGAAAGAAUUGCAAAAGUGCUAAGAAUAAGUUAUGAUUCCCUAGAUCAAAUAGAUAAAAGAAUAUUUUUAGAUAUCUCAUGUUUCUUUAAUGGGAAAAACAAAGAUCAAGUCAUGGAAAAACUGAAUGGUUUUGGUUUUAAUUCAGCCAUAGGAAUAAAAGAACUCGAACAAAAAUCUCUAAUAACCAUCCGAAAUAAUGAAUUGUGGAUGCAUGAUUUGAUACGAGAAAUGGGUUGGGAAAUUGUUCGUGAACAACAUCGUGAUAACCCUGGAAAAUGGAGUAGGUUAUGGCUUUCUAAGGAUAGCUUUCGUGUUUUGAGAGAAAAUAUGGGAACUGAUGCAGUUGAAGGAAUGAUACUGGACCAGCCUGAAGUUGAAAUUCUAAACUUGAAUGGUAAAUCCUUGUCUAAAAUGAACAAUUUGAGACUGCUCAAAAUCAGUAAUGUGCACAUUUCGGGAGACCUAGAGUACCUCUCAAAUGAGUUGCGAUUUCUGAAAUGGCAUAAAUAUCCUUCAAAUUCUUUGCCUUCAAGUUUUCAUCCUCAGAAUCUUUGUAAACUCAACAUGUGUUAUAGUCAUGUCCAACAUCUUUGGAACGGAAUAAAGGCUUUUGAGAAGUUGAAAAGCAUGAAGCUUAGUCACUCUUACAAUCUGAUUAGAACACCAGACUUCACACAAAUUCCGAAUAUAGAGAGCCUUGAUCUUGAAGGGUGUAUAAGCUUGCUUGAGGUUCACGAAUCCGUUGGACUGCUCACAAAGCUUGUGCUUUUAAAUUUGAAAGACUGCAAAAAUCUUGUGAGUUUCCCAAGCAGCGUCUGUGGUUUGAAAUCUCUCAAGAAUCUGAAUCUAUAUGGCUGCUCGAAACUUGAAAAACUUCCCCAGAACUUGGGGGAAGUCGAGUGUUUGGAGGAGCUAGAUUUAAGUGGGACUGCAAUAAGAGAACUGCCACCCUCUAUUACUCUCUUGACACAUCUUGAAAAGCUGUCUCUCCGUGGAUGUAAUGGGCAACAAAACAGAACAUGGACUUCUUCCAUCUGGUCAUUGCUUUUGCCGAAAAGAUACCAAGAUUCAAUGUGUUUAUCGCUGGCUAAUUUGAUAGGUCUGAAGUCUCUUAGAACAUUAGACUUGAGUGAUUGCAAUCUUUUGGAGGGAGCAAUCCCCAAUGAUCUUUGUUCCUUAGUCUCUUUAGAAACUUUAGAUUUAAGUAGAAACCAUUUUGUUAGCCUACCAUCAAGAAUGAAUCAGCUUUCUAAGCUUAAAAAUCUUUCAGUGAACAAUUGCCAGAGGCUUGAGUCUUUGCCAGAGCUUCCAUUUGGAAUAAUUUUUAUUGGGGCACAAGCUUGCGUUGCAUUGAAAACAUUCUCAAGUCCACUAAGUCCAACUAGUUCUGCAAAUAUCUUGGUCCAGUUUUUCAAUUGCUCCGAACGGGUCACAGAUCAAGGCAGCACGACCAACAUCACGUUGGCAGUUAUGUUCCUGAAACUACGGCUUCAGGAACUCUCUAGUCAAUCUGCUCAAUUUCAUAUUUGCCUUUCUGGUGGUGAGAUUCCAGAGUGGUUUAGCCAUCAGAGUCAUGGAGCCUCAGUAAGAAUCCAACUACCUCCACACAGGUACAAUGAUAACUUCAUGGGAUUCAUUGUUUGUUUAGUGUUUUCGCUGUCUGAUUAUUCAGAUCAAAUAUGUGAGGAGUCCAGACAGUUCUUCCAGAUUCGAUGCUUUUUAGAGAUUAAAUAUAUAGUUUCUUUCUCUUUCACAUUUCUCACCCCUAGUUCCUCAACUGUGGAGUCUGAUCACCUUUGGCUAGGCUAUAUUUCACAUACAGAGUUUGAAGGUAUUUCAAUAAGGAAAAGUUGGCUUCAUGACAUUAAAGCAAGCUUUAAAGUCUAUGGACAUGGUAUGCAAGGAUGCAGUGUCUCUGUGAAAAGGUGUGGAAUUCAUCUUCUUUACAAAUAGGAAAACAGAAUAAGAUAAAUUUGGAGACAUAGUUUAUAUAUUUUUAUGGGAUAACUCUUGAUUUAAUGAUGUUGAUUAUCAUUUGUCAUGAUGCUAACAGUUUCCUAUCAGUAUUUGUUACAACUGUGACAAACAUAUGGAUUCUUGAUUUGAUUUGUUAAUACUUAGAUGUGUUAUGAUAGAAAUUGGUUUAUUUUAAUGCCCGAAAAUUCGAUGAUUCUUUGUUGCUUCUUUAAUCAGAC
Pistacia vera is the source of this 2952-nucleotide messenger RNA. RefSeq names its product TMV resistance protein N-like. The coding region runs from base 77 to 2710 and encodes 877 amino acids. The record is from RefSeq and is a predicted model, not a curated record. Gene Ontology annotation, biological process: defense response. The transcript has 4 exons. Gene Ontology annotation, molecular function: protein binding; ADP binding. Lineage: Eukaryota; Viridiplantae; Streptophyta; Magnoliopsida; Sapindales; Anacardiaceae.